Molecule: messenger RNA, 1002 nt
Organism: Suillus fuscotomentosus
Lineage: Eukaryota; Fungi; Basidiomycota; Agaricomycetes; Boletales; Suillaceae
Product: RabGAP TBC
Exons: 4
Coding region: 1-1002 (333 amino acids)
Source: RefSeq, a predicted model, not a curated record
AUGUUCCCCGAUGUGAUCUCGUCGGGUACCCCACCAGUGGAGUCACCUACAUCAAUAGAUGCUCACCGCCAACGUGAGAUCAGGUGGAUGGCCCUCUUACCUAUGGUACCGCCAUCUCAAGCACGCAGGAACAAGAAGGUCAAGCGUCUUUUGUUGGACGGAGUACCUUCGUCGGUACGAUACUUGGUGUGGUGUCAUCUCAGUGACAGUAAAGCUCGCGCGAUUCCUGGCGUAUAUGGGCAGCUUGGCAAGAGGCAAAGAGUCCCUGCCUUUUCCGAUAUCGAGAAUGAUGCAAAAACAUAUUUCCCUGAUCAAACACAACUGCAUCCUUUCGAUGGCCCUUUAGUAUCACUCUUGCAAGCCUAUCUCAAUAUGGUGCCAGAUAUCCAAUAUAGCUCAGGGCUGACUUCCAUAGCUGGUCAUCUGCUGUUGCUAUCACCCGAAGAAGAUGCUUUUUGGAUAUUCGCUUCGAUGAUGGAUGCCCAUCUUCGUCCGUACUUCUCGGCAAAUACCAUCCAGUUGGAAGUCGAUGCUGCAUUGCUCAGCAAAGCCAUCGAAACUAAUGAUCCUGCUGUGUGCAAAAAGCUGUAUGUCACAUUUAGCAUCCCCCCUAGUGCGAUAGCGAAGUCUUGGUUUUCUACUCUAUUUGUCGGAACACUGCCCAUUGAUUAUCUUCACCGUGUCUGGGACAUUUUCUUGUAUGAAGGCGUCACUGUUUUGUUUCGUGUUGGGCUCGCGCUCGUUCAAUGCGUGCGACAUCUGCUCUUGCAAGCGACAUCGGAAGAAGCUGCUAUGGAAUACCUUGUUCAUCCACCUCUCGCAUGCUUACCCUCGACAGCAGACGCAUUCCUUAAUCAAGUCCUAAUGAUGAAGCUAAAAGAUGACGAUGUUCGAAAACAACGUAUCAAAAUGGAAGCACAAGUCAAGCGCCAAACUCAGUCCCGUACCAAUGGUUCUUCAGGCAUGCAGACUGCAUCCAUAUCUCUCCCGAAAACUUUCUAA